Molecule: messenger RNA, 396 nt
Organism: Pelmatolapia mariae (spotted tilapia)
Lineage: Eukaryota; Metazoa; Chordata; Actinopteri; Cichliformes; Cichlidae
Product: pteroicidin-alpha-like
Exons: 6
Coding region: 55-396 (113 amino acids)
Biological process (GO): defense response to bacterium
Source: RefSeq, a predicted model, not a curated record
UCUAGAUCCCUUGUGAUAAAAGACUUUGAUUUGGCAUUUAGAGAGUGGAAAAGGAUGAAGUGUACUGUGGUAUUUCUUGUGCUGUCGAUGGUCAUCCUCAUGGCUGAACCUGGAGAGUGCAUUUGGGACGCAGUUUUCCAUGGAGCCAGACAUUUUCUUCAUCGGAUGAAGUGCACCAUGCUGUUCCUUGUGCUGUCGAUGGUUGUCCUCAUGGCUGAACCUGGGGAGGCCUUUAUUCACCAUAUUAUCGGUGGACUUUUUAGCGUUGGCGAACAUAUCCACAGACUCAUCCACGGACGAGGGAAUAAGGAACAGCAACAACAGCAGCAAGAGCAGCUAAGCCAACGCUCUUUCAACCGAAAACAGUUCGAACGGGAAAGGGCUGCUUUUAACUAG